AUGCAUCGAGCAAGAGUAAUUCUUCAAGCUUCAAGUAAAAUUGGCAACUCUGAAAGAUUUGCAUCAUGGCUUAUCAAAAAACCACAGGCUGCAGCUAUGACAGUAAACGCCAACAGGCUAAAAAGUACAACUGCAGCAGAGCCUUUCCUCAAUGGAUCCAGUUCGGCAUAUGUCGAGACUAUGUACAACAACUGGCUUACGGAUCCUAAUUCUGUACAUGCUUCAUGGGACGCAUUCUUCCGCAACGCGACAAAUGGCGCCCAACCGGGCGUCGCCUAUACACCGCCGCCAAACCUCGCGCCUUAUACGAAAAACGAAGUGCCUCUGACGUCGCUUGUUCCAGCUGCCGGUGGAAUGCCUUCUAUUGCUUCCGGAUCCCCCAUCAACGAAAAGAUCAUUGAUGACCAUUUAGCAGUUCAAGCCAUCAUUAGAAGUUACCAGGCUCGCGGCCACCUGGCUGCCGAUCUGGACCCGCUGGGCAUCACCUCGGCAAACCUGCCCCAACUGGGCAUGCGCGCGUCGAGUUCGGAGCUCAUCAUGAGGAAAUAUUUCAAUUUUGGUAGGAUUUGCGGUUGGAAGCAAUCACUUGUAUCUUACUACAAUACUCAGAGAAGGCAUGCGCUUAUGUCACGUGGUCAUCUCGUCGCGCAUCUUGACCCGUUGGGCAUCUCCACCGGUGAUCCGGUGUCAAGUGGUGAUUGGCACGGCGGCCUGCGUGCCUUCGCUAACGAAGCAGUCAUUAGGCAGCACGUACGAUUCGAUGAAGCCGAUAUGGAUAGGGUUUUCAAACUACCCUCGACCACCUUUAUUGGCGAGAAGGAAAAAGCCCUGCCGUUGAGAGAAAUUCUAAACCGCUUGGAAGAGGCGUAUUGUAACAACAUUGGUAUAGAGUUUAUGUUCAUAAACUCGUUGGAGCAAUGCAACUGGAUCAGGCAGCGAAUGGAGCCACCAAACGUCACCAAGAUGAGCAAUGAUCAGAAGAGAUUGAUUCUGGCGCGUCUCACCAGAUCUGCUGGGUUUGAAAACUUCUUGGCGAAGAAGUGGUCUUCGGAAAAGCGCUUCGGUCUUGAAGGAUGCGAGAUCCUCAUCCCGGCCAUGAAGCAGGUCAUCGACAUGUCGACUAAACUUGGAGUCGAAUCCAUCAUCAUGGGAAUGCCUCAUAGGGGUCGUCUUAACGUAUUGGCUAAUGUUUGCCGUAAACCGCUGCAUCAGCUGUUUACACAGUUUGCGGGAUUGGAGGCUGAAGAUGACGGCUCCGGUGAUGUCAAAUACCAUUUGGGUACAUACAUCGAGCGCCUGAACCGCGUCACCAACAAGAACAUUCGUUUGGCAGUGUGCGCUAACCCUAGUCACUUGGAAGCAGUCGACCCCGUAGUGCAGGGCAAGACUCGCGCCGAGCAGUUUUACAGAGGAGACAAUGAAGGCAAGAAGGUCAUGUCGAUCCUUCUCCACGGAGAUGCUGCCUUUGCCGGCCAAGGCGUGGUCUUCGAGACUAUGCACUUGUCAGACCUGCCCGAAUACACCACCCACGGCACCAUUCACAUUGUGGCCAACAACCAGAUCGGGUUCACCACGGACCCUAGGCAUUCCAGGUCGUCUGCUUAUUGUACAGACGUGGCUCGCGUGGUCAACGCCCCAAUAUUCCACGUGAACAGCGACAACCCCGAAGCCGUGAUGCACGUGUGCAACGUGGCGGCCGAGUGGAGAUCCACCUUCCACAAGGACGUGGUCAUCGACAUUGUCUCCUACCGCCGCAACGGCCACAACGAGGUGGACGAGCCCAUGUUCACGCAGCCGCUCAUGUACCAGAAGAUUCGGAAGACUAAACCUGUACUCGAAAUCUACGCGGACCGUCUCAUCACGGAGGGCGUGGUCACGGCCGAAGAGGUCAAAGACGUAAAAGAUAAAUAUGAAAAGAUCUGCGAAGAUGCGUACAACCAGGCCAAGCAGGAGACACAUAUCAAGUACAAGGACUGGCUCGACUCGCCCUGGUCUGGCUUCUUCGAGGGCAAGGACCCACUUAAGAUGUCCCCAACCGGAGUGGUAGAAGAAACGCUAGUCCACAUUGGAAAGCGUUUCUCCAGCCCUCCCCCCAACGCAGCCGAGUUCGAGAUUCACAAAGGUCUGCUACGUAUCCUCAAAGCCCGCAUGGAGAUGGUCGAGAAACGCACCGUGGACUGGGCGUUGGCCGAGGCCAUGGCUUUCGGCUCUCUGUUGAAGGAAGGUAUCCACGUUCGACUCUCCGGAGAAGAUGUGGAGAGAGGAACUUUCUCGCACAGACACCACGUACUGCACCACCAGAAAGUGGACAAGGCGACGUAUUGUGCGCUGGCGCAUCUUUACCCCGAUCAGGCGCCUUACACUGUCUGCAACAGCUCCCUAUCCGAGUAUGGUGUACUUGGCUUCGAAGUGGGUUACUCGGUGACCAAUCCAAAUGCCCUCGUGCUUUGGGAGGCCCAGUUCGGAGACUUCAACAACGUGGCCCAGUGCAUCAUUGACCAGUUCAUCUCCAGCGGUCAGGCCAAGUGGGUGCGACAGUCUGGUAUUGUCCUGCUGCAGCCUCACGGUAUGGAGGGCAUGGGCCCAGAGCACUCGUCCGCCCGCCUUGAGCGUUUCCUGCAAAUGAGCUCCGACGACCCUGACUACAUGCCGCCCGAGAGCCAUGACUAUGAGGUACGUCAGCUCCACGACUGCAACUGGAUAGUGGCAAACUGUUCCACUCCAGCAUCGCUGUUCCACAUCCUGAGGCGUCAGAUCGCGUUGCCCUUCCGCAAACCUCUCAUCCUGAUGACGCCCAAGUCGCUCUUGAGACACCCCGAGUGCAAAUCCUCCUUCGACGACAUGGCCGAAGGCACUACGUUUAAGAGAGUGCUGCCAGAGGAAGGCCCGGCUUGUGAGAAUCCCGAGAAAGUCCGGAAAGUAGCUUUCUGCUCUGGACGCGUUUACUACGACCUUCUCAAGGAACGACGUGACAGAGGGCUGGAGAAGGACAUCGCUAUUGUUCGCUUGGAGCAAAUAUCUCCGUUCCCAUACGAUCAGCUGAAGAGUGAGAUCGCGAAGUACCCCAACGCUCAGCUCGUUUGGAGCCAGGAGGAGCACAAGAACAUGGGUUCGUGGAGCUACGUGGAACCCAGAUUCCGCACCCUGCUGAGGAACCAGAAACAAAUUAGGCGUAGUUCGGAAGGGGGCGGGUGGUUUAGCCAACUCUUGGGCCGCAGUGAGACACAGACAGACACACAAACCGAGAUCAUUCCGCGCACCAUUAGCUACAACGGCCGAGCGACCGCCGCAUCUCCGGCCACAGGCUCCAAAGCCGCCCACAACAAGGAGCUGAAGAACUUGCUCGACGAAUUUUGCGUUUUAUAA
Molecule: messenger RNA, 3366 nt
Organism: Pieris macdunnoughi
Lineage: Eukaryota; Metazoa; Arthropoda; Insecta; Lepidoptera; Pieridae
Source: the annotation of a GenBank genome assembly